This is a messenger RNA of Lolium rigidum, 865 nucleotides long. RefSeq lists its product as uncharacterized. The transcript is spliced from 3 exons. The record is from RefSeq and is a predicted model, not a curated record. Bases 220 to 810 code for a protein of 196 amino acids. NCBI's taxonomy places the organism in Eukaryota, Viridiplantae, Streptophyta, Magnoliopsida, Poales, Poaceae.
UCAGUCCCUCGUGAGCUGAAACUCCUCAUCGCCGAGACCUUUUUCUCUUCACCACAUUUAACGCCACCACCACCACCACCACCUCCCCUCCUGAAACGGCAACUGCGUGACCUCCUGCUCCUCCCACUACAUCUCUCUCCCCCCAGAGCUCGCAACACACCAGUACCGCCGCUGCCGCUGGUGGUGGAAGCGCGGCGGCCGGGGUUGCGCGCGCGCGCGAUGGGCAACUGCCAGGCGGCGGAGGCGGCGGAGGUCAUCGUCCAGCACCCCGGCGGCAAGGUGGAGCGCCUCUACUGGCCCACGCCGGCCGCCGACGUCAUGAAGUCCAACCCGGGCCACUACGUCGCGCUCGUCAUCCUCCGCCUCUCCCCCGACGACAAGGCGCUCACGGGCGCCGAGGCCGCCGCCGCCGGAGCGGGCGCCGCCAAGAUCACCCGGGUCAAGCUGCUCAAGCCCAAGGACACGCUCCACCUCGGCCAGGUCUACCGCCUCAUCACCGCGCAAGAGGUGACGAAGGCGCUCAAGGCGAGGAAGAACGACAAGAUGCGGCGGUGCGAGGCCAUCAAGCAGCAGCACGAGCAGCUCCGGCGCGGCGCCGGCGCGGACCAGGGCGGCGCCUGUGAGAAGGACGCGAAGCGGGACGGCAAGGACCGGCACCGGAGCCCCGGCGGCGUAGCGCAGGCGCAGACGCAGCCGGCCGGGAGCGGCAGGGGCCGGAACUGGCGGCCGUCGCUGCACAGCAUCUCCGAGGCCGCGGCCGCGGGCCAGAGCAGCAGCACCGGCAGCAUCUCUGAAGCCGCCGCGAGCUGAUUGCCGGAUUAGCAGACUGCUUUUCUCCUUUCUUCUUUUUCUUCUUUUAUUUUUC